Drosophila willistoni is the source of this 2007-nucleotide messenger RNA. RefSeq names its product myb-like protein I. The coding region runs from base 85 to 1656 and encodes 523 amino acids. The transcript is spliced from 4 exons. NCBI's taxonomy places the organism in Eukaryota, Metazoa, Arthropoda, Insecta, Diptera, Drosophilidae. The record is from RefSeq and is a predicted model, not a curated record.
CCUCCUCCUUCCUCUUCAUCAUCAUCUUCAUCGUCAUCGUCAACUUCGCCUCAUCCAGCUACUACUGCAGUUCCCCCUCUACCAAUGCAAAGGAAUCUCAAUCUUGUCUGGCCAUUGCAGGAUGCCAACAACAUUGGCUGCGGCGCACCCAACUAUGGACAACAGCAGCAACAGCAGCAAUUGCAACUGCAGCAGCAACAACAACAACAACAACAACAGCAACAACAACAACAUCCACCGCAACUAAAUGUCGAGGCUGUCAUAUUACAGAAUCAGGUGGAUUCAUUGCAAUGGCAAUUGAAACAGACGGAAACCAAUUGCGACAUGUAUCGGGCCGUUAUGGAGGAAGUGGCCCGAUUCUUUGAUCGUUACCAACAGCAACAACAGAAUUAUAGAAAUAUUUUGGCAGCAGCCGAAAAUGGACAUCAGCAGCAAAUUUCACGCUCAAAGAGUUUGCAUCAUGUCCAGGCAGUGGGCAAUAAUAGCCCAAUGCAAAUGGAUGGACACAAUCAAUUGGAUAUUGGCAGUGCUGGCGGUGGUGGUGGUGGUGGUGGUGCCGGUGGUGUCGGAGGCAAUGAUAGUGCUGCCUAUUUAAGGGCCAGAAGUAGCACCAAUUUAAUGUUAAAUAAAUCAAUGUUAACCAUGAAUGAUGAGCAUAACUAUGAGAGUAUAGCACCAGCUGGUAGCUACAAUGCUUUCAAGGAUUUCACAUGGCGCCGCUCACCCAAGAAACCAGGCGGUAAUGGAGGCGGUUGCAAGGCACGUCUUUCCUCACCCGAGGCAGAAGCAGAGAAACUAAAUCAGGAGGCAUUUCGUUUGGCCCGAACCAUACGCAAUUUACUGCAUACGAAUCAACAACAGACGGAUCUUAUGCAACAGUCACGUCACUCAUUGGCCUCCACAUCGAUUGGUUCGCAUCAUUAUAGAAAAAUGUCAUUGCACAAUUCCACUGCCCUAAUGAUGGAGACAUCAAUUUCACCGGCAACGAUGGCCAAAACAAAUGCUGCAGCCGAAAUGCUUUUUCUGCGAGCCAAUAAUAUACGAGAUUCACGUCUUUCAUUACGCAGUUCCACCGAUAGUUCUGUUCAUUCCACGAUCUCAUCAUCGACAGCCUCAUCGUCGUCAAAAAUUGAAACGGAUGAUGAAACUACAACCACUUCAACCACCAACAACAACAACAACAACACUAAUGGCAUUAACCCCACCACCAACACCACCACCACAGGCAACACCAUCACAUCCUCCUCUUUGUCCAACAAUACAUCAACAUCAGCCAUUAUCAAUAAGCAAGCAAAUGUCAAUCAUCAUGGUUCAAGCACUGAGGAUGAGAGUGGUUUCAGUUCAAUUAGCUCAUUUCAUGAUAUUGGCUUGCCCCUAAGCUCCACAUUGAUAGCAACAGAUGAGAAACAACAACGUCGUUUAUCCCUAUCCAGUAAUCUAUCCACCAACAACAACAACAACAACAACAACACAGAGAGUCGCAAUUCUACACUGAAAUCGGCAUUAAAUGGCAUUGGCUUACCUCCACCUAGCAGCAGCAGCAGCAGCGGCAGCAGCAAUAGUUCCAAGACCAUCUAUCGCAGUACGGGCAGCACCCAUUAUAAUCGCUUCUCCACCUUAUCAAACGAAGAUGCUGCAGCUGUUCUGUGGGUCUAAAGCCACAACACAUUUUCACCUACAAAUUUCUCCUACCCAGUGUAACUUGUAAGAUUUUUUUUGAUAGUGCCUCAUGCUUAGUACUUAACCAUAAGAGGCCACAAAGGGUGUGUGUGUGAGAGAGAGAGAGAGAGAGAGCAAAGAUAUGCAAUGACAGCAAAAUCUUGCCCAAAUCGGUUAUGAUUACAAAAUCAUAUAGCAAUCCAUGCAUAUCUCUCUUUCUCUCUCUCUCUUUUAUUCGCUCUUGCUCUCUCCCUUUUGGUCUCGAUCAUUAUCAUUUUGAAUGCUGUAUACUUUUUUUCGCUCUAUGUUAUUUAAUCUAUUACUAUUAUUAUCAUAUUUUGUAUGUGA